Messenger RNA from Symsagittifera roscoffensis, 1031 nucleotides. RefSeq names its product ER membrane protein complex subunit 8/9 homolog. Gene Ontology annotation, cellular component: EMC complex. The transcript is spliced from 3 exons. Bases 37 to 738 code for a protein of 233 amino acids. The record is from RefSeq and is a predicted model, not a curated record. NCBI's taxonomy places the organism in Eukaryota, Metazoa, Xenacoelomorpha, Acoela, Convolutidae.
CGACCACUGAUCUCCUUUUAGGCUGUGUAUGAUAGAAUGGUAUACGAAUUGAGUUUAGAGGCAAGUGCCAAAAUGUUUCUGCACGCUGCAAAACACCCCUGCAAUGCAGUGAACGGAGUGCUAAUAGGCUACGAUGAGAUCUCAACGGGUAAUACCCACAUUAUAGACUGCAUACCUUUGUUCCAUUGCAACAUCAACCUGCAACCGAUGGCAGAGGCCGGUCUUUACAUGGUAGAUCACUACUGUCAAUCGAUUUCAUCCCAGUCAUCCUCGUCUGAUGGUGAUAAGAGCCGAGUGCACAUAGUUGGAUACUACUUCGGUCCCGAGUUACAACACCUCAAGGUGGAGCCGAGCAAAGGCAAUGUGCUAGGAUUAAGAAUGUCAGAGAAGAUAGCUGAAAACAGGGAGGGUGGUCGAUCGUGUCUGUUCGUAUUGGGUAAUGAGCUGCCCAUCUCAGAUAGCCUCCACCACAACUUCAGAUUGUUCCUAUCCAGCAAUAACUCAAACAACGACUCAUCUGGGGGAGGGGGAGGAACAAUAGAAUGGACUGCCGCAAAAGGAGGAGAUAUAAGGUGUCUGGACUCUGACUCUGGCACUGCUGCCGGGACUGCAGUUAUAGCUUUGCUUUGUGGUCGAACGCAACAACAGCUGAUAGACCUCGAGGAUCAUUUGGCCGACAUAACUCUCAACCCAGACUGGACAAAUUCUGGUCUCAAUUCCAUCAUCCAACAGACUUAGCAAAAAAAAACAUUAAUUUAUAUACUGUGUCAUUGUUAAUGUCAUAUCUGUUUCCGUAAAAAAGGACGAUUAUCUGCCCCUAGAAUACCUCUUUGGUUAACUUUUUACUUCAGCGCAAAAUUCGCUUCAAGUUCGGCUUGUUUCGACAUUGGCAAACAAUGAUUUAAGUAAAUUUUUUUUUCAAAAUUGUACUUGCUCGAAAAUAAAUGUCUUAAUUGAUGUUUAAACAUUCUUCCCUCUGCUUGAUAAAUUAUUAUUUUUACGUAUUUAAAUCUUUUCAAACCUCUGUUCAA